AUGUGCUGUGAUAAUAUUUGUAAGGACGGGUUCGCCAUCCCAUCGCCCUUCCUCUCUCUCGCUGCCCUUCAUGUCUUCCGUCGCCCUUCCUCUCCCGUCGCCCUUCUUCUCUCUCCUCCCGCCACCCUCGCGUCUCAUCGCGAUCGCGUUCCCAACGCACUCCCGUCACCCUCCGUCCCGCCUUUCGUAAAUUAUUACCUCCCCUCGCGUCGUUCCUCUUCUCUUCCCUCCCCUCCCGUCGAUCCCUCGAUCCCGUGCCCUCGCUCUCUCCCUUCCCUUUCCGUCGCCCUCGCUCUCUUCCCUCCCUUUCCGCCGCCCUCGUUCUCUCCCCUCCCUUUCCGUUGCCCUUGUUCUCUCUCAUCCCUUUCCGUCGCCCUCGUUCUCCCCCCUCCCUUUCCGCUGCCCUCGUUACCUCCCCUCCUUUCCGACGCCCUUGUUCUCUCCCCUCCCUUUCCGCCGCUCUCGUUCUCUCCCCUCCCUUUCCGUCGCCCUCGUUCUCUCCCCUCCCUUUCCGUCGCCCUUGCUUUCUCCCCUCCUUUUCCGUCGCCCUCGUUCUCUCCCCUCCCUUUCCGUCGUCCUUGCUAUCUCCCCUAG
Messenger RNA from Closterium sp. Naga37s-1, 594 nucleotides. The record is from the annotation of a GenBank genome assembly. Lineage: Eukaryota; Viridiplantae; Streptophyta; Zygnematophyceae; Desmidiales; Closteriaceae.